UGAAUCUUCUUCUCCAUCGUUCAGUUCUUGACCCAAAUUAUUUCUCCUCCAAUUCUCCAAUUCUAAUAACUCAUGGAUAGACUAGUAACAGUAGAUGCAAAAGAACUAAACCUUCUUUUCAAACCAAACCAAAAAUGUUCAACAAGUUUCAAGCUAACGAAUCUUAUGCAUACCAUGUCUAUUGCAGUUUCUGUAACCACUACAAAUCCUAAUUUAUUCUCAAUCAGUCAACCUUUUUCUGUUCUUUCACCUCUCGCUUCAUCAAAUGUUACUCUAUUUCUCACUUUACCAUCAGAACUCCCGCAAAUUUCAUCUCCAAUUGAUUCUUUACAUGUUCGUACAACAAUUCUACCAACAGGUAAAGCUAAUCAAGAUGAUCUCCACAGAUUUUUUACAAAACCUGGUGCAUCUCAUAUCUUCAGAGAUGCAAACUUACCCAUCUAUUUUGUUGGUGAAUUUGUUGCAAAGUUCUUGAUUUCUGAACCUUGUUUUCAGACCUUGGAGAGUAAUUUUAUCUUGUCUAAAGCAAUUGGUAAUUGUACUGAAACUCAGAUUACGUCUCUUCUUUGGUAUGCUGUUGGUAAGGGAAACCCUAGUUUUGUUUCUGCUUUGAUUGAUGCUGGUGGUGAUGUGAAUUUUAGGGAUUUAUCAAAUGGGAAAUCUUUGUUGUUUGCAGCUGUUAAUUCAGGUAAUAUAGAUGUGGUUGUGGUUUUGAUUGAAUCUGGUUGUGAGAUUAAUGGUUCAACUGAUUGGUUUUUACAUGAUUCAGCAGCGAUAAAUCGAGUAGAUUUGAUGGGUUUGUUUUGUGAGUUUGGAUGUUUGGUUAAUUCUGUUGAUUCAUAUAGUCGAACACCCAUUCAUGUUUCGGCAAUUCAUGGGAAUUUAGAUGCUUUGAAGUUUUGUGUCAGUAAAGGAGGUGAUACUGAUUGUGUUGAUAAUAAUGGCUGUACGCCGUUACAUUGUGCAGCUUCGGAAGGGCGGAGGGAAGUUGUAGAGUUCUUAUUAGAAUGUUCUUCGUAUUCGAAGUACUCGAUUAAUGGUGAUGGGAAAACACCUUUUUUAGUUGCAAUUGAUAACGGGCAUUCUCAUUUACUUGAUUUGCUUAGGUUAAGCGAUGUUUUACAUAGAGCGGCAACAUUAGGAGAUGUUCAUGGAUUGAGAAGUUGUAUUGAAAAAGGAGCGAUAAUUAACAGUCGAGAUCAAAAUGGUUGGACUGCUCUUCAUAGAGCUUCAUUCAAAGGUCAAAUGGAAAGCGUAAAACUUUUGAUAAGUAACGGAGCUCAAGUUGAUCUUGUUGAUGAUGCAGGUUAUACACCAUUGCACUGUGCCACUGAAGCCGGUCAUUCUGAAGUUGCUUCGUAUCUGAUAAAAAAAGGUGCUUUAGCGAAUAUGAAGAGUCUCGAAGGUGUGUCACCAUUGAACUUGACUUCAUUUAAGAAUCAUUCUGCUUUUAAAUUCCCUUUAUGUGAAGAAAAAGAACUAGUUUGAGAUUCUACUUAUGUGUCAGGUUCUGUCGUAGUUGUUUUUUGCUUUUUUGUUCUCUCAAUGUAAAUUAUAAAGAGGUGCAAGAGAUGUUGAUGUCGCUUCGCGAGGGAGAAAGCAAACGGUUUAUGUAAUAUUACCAAAGCAAAACUGUAUACCACACAUGCCAAAAUGGGCACCAAGCUUAUAUUUUAGAGCAUGUCUUUUAUGAGGAUUGAGUUCUAUACUUGAUCUUCACCAGGAACUUGAUAUUUUUGAAUCUCUUUUUACCAAGAGUUCUCCUGAUCAAGCUUGCAGGAGAAUAAAACGUAUGCCCACUUUAGCUUUUACUUCCACGAUGGUGUGUCGGUGUCUAUACCACCGAUAACUGAAGAACUAUGUAAGGCUCCUAAUCUGAUUUUGUUCAGAUUAUUAUGGGUAGAGAAUGGUUUGAUGAAAUGUGACAGUAAUAAAGGAACUCCAAUUCCAUCAGCUGUUGUUUGUGAAGAUCAGUUGUUAAAUCUGAUUUCAUUAGUGACCUGCUGGAAUGAAUUUUCUCGAAUACGUAAGCAUAUGCCAAAAUGGGGAUUGAUUCGCUUGAAAGCUUCUAAUUUAGAGCCUGUCUUUGCAUGAGGCUCAAGGUAAUAAACUGAUGUUUUCUCAUUCAGUGUUCAGUCUUUCUACUUCCUAAUAUAGUGACCUAAAUUCGAAAUACAGUCUCUGUCUAGGAUGCAAUCCUUCUUGAAGCUCAGUAUGAGAAAAGCAAUAAAUGUCUUGGCGAACUGUCAUUGAAGACUCUUAACAGGUUCCGAAAGAAAAUUUCAUUCAUAUUUUUCCACCAUACAUUAUACAGAGUUUCCAUGAAAAGUGACAGUAAUAAUUUAACGUUGUUGAAAAUCAUUUUUUUCUACCAUA
Molecule: messenger RNA, 2376 nt
Organism: Papaver somniferum (opium poppy)
Lineage: Eukaryota; Viridiplantae; Streptophyta; Magnoliopsida; Ranunculales; Papaveraceae
Product: ankyrin repeat, PH and SEC7 domain containing protein secG-like
Exons: 2
Coding region: 73-1488 (471 amino acids)
Molecular function (GO): protein binding
Source: RefSeq, a predicted model, not a curated record